GCAAAAUUUCCAUUGUGUGUGGCGGCCAGCGUUCGCAGUCGGUUCGAAAAUUUCUGACUCGUCAUUCGUGCGCUAAAAACACAAAAUACAACGCAAGAAACACAAGCCUGAGUAAUAGAUUAAAUUUAAAUCUUAACCAACAACAACAGCAGCAUGCAUAAUUCUACAGUAUGUGUGUUUCAUUGCCAAAGCAACGUUUACGUUUAAAACCUCUCGCCAGAGAGCAAAUAAAUACAAAAUACACAUAAAUAAAUAAAUAAAUCAAAUCAAAACCAAACAACCAAACAUCAAAUAGCAAAUUACAAACAAAAUUCAGCAACAACAACAGCAACAAAAUAUCGAAAGCAAAGAAACGAGACGAGACGAAAGAGAGGAGCUCUUCAAUUGUGUAUCCGUGUGUGUCGUCUCUCUCGCUCUCUCUCUCUCGCUCUCGCGUGUGCCUCCGUGCCUAUACCUUUGUGUGUCUGUGUGCGUGCAGCAGAAUCAAUAAUAAAAAAUAAAAAUCCAAAAAAAUAAGCAAAUGUGCAAAAUACUUGAGUGUAUCCAAAUCCAAAUCAACAACAAAUAACAACACAGCCCAACGGAUAAAUAACAAUAAUCGCAAUACACUCUAAGCAACAACGUUGAGAAAAUGAGGUGCUGCUGCUGUGCGAAGAAAACAAGCCAAGAACUAUGACGCAUCAAAAUCAUCAGACAAACGGCGCAAGUUUGGAGGAUUGCCACACAAACUUUUAUGCCUUGACUGAUUUAUGUGGAAUAAAAUGGAAGAAGUUCGUUAACGGGGAGCGGCCGAACGCAUCGAGCGAUCCUUUAGCGGACCCGAUCCUGCGCUCCUAUUCGCGAUGCAUCCAGGCGGACAUGCUGUGCGUGUGGAGGAGGGUCCAAUCCACGAAGACGGACAACGCCGACCCGAAUGCCUUAACCUUCGAGAUCGCCACCUCGACCAAGGUCCACCCGCCCCUUUCGCUGGCCGCCGCCAAGGAGCUGUGGAUCUUCUGGUAUGGCGAGGAGCCCGAUCUCAAUGAACUGGUCGACGCCGAGCUGCUCCGAGUAGCGGCCAACCAAGCGCUUUGGAAUGGCACCUGGAAAGGAGCCCUUACCUACGAGUGCCGAUCGCUUCUCUUCAAGGCGCUGCACAAUCUCAUGGAGAGAUUCGUGCUCACCAAGGACAUUGUGCGAUUUGGCAAAUGGUUUGUGCAGCCCUGCACCUCCAGCGAUCGUCUCUUUGGACGCAGCUCCCAGCACUUGUCCUUCUCAUUCACGUUCUUCGUGCACGGCGACACCGUUUGCGCCUCCAUAGAUUUGCGCGAACAUCCCGCCGUGCGUCCGCUGACCAAGGAGCAUUUGGCCGAGGCGGCGGCGGCCUUUGCAGCGUCCAGUUCGCCGCCAGGAUCGUCGAGUUCUCCGGCAUCAGCGGGCGGAGCAGUGCCUAAUCCUGGCCAGGACGCCAAUGGCGCCGGAAUGGAGCCACUGGACGGUGGCGAGGGAGCAGCCAAGGCAGCGCCACCUGCGCAUGCGCGCAAGGUGAUGUUGGCCCCCUUCGGAAUUGCGGCCAUACUCACCGGCAAUAGCUAUAAGGCCAGCGAUCCCAUUGCGGAAAAGAUCCUCGAGGACUGGGCCUCGUUUUUUCCGCUGUGCAAUAAGGACAACUCGGAUGUGCCACCGGUGGUGGAAGUGGUGUCGGGUGGUCAUAAGAUGUAUCAUCCCACGAACUACGUACUAGUCACAGACCUGGACGACAUGGAGCACAUGGAGUUCGUCGAGAUGCAGAAGAUGCAGAGCUCAGUGGGCGGAGCGGCGGCGGCUGAGGCAGCUGUCCUGGCCUCGGCUCCUCCUUCCCUGGGCGCCGCUCCUUCUGCAGCAGCAAUACCCGUGGGUCCGGCUUCGCUCAACGCUCCAGGAGGCGGAGGAGGAGCAGGAGCAGGAGCCGCCGCCGCCGCCAAAGAGGCAUCCCGCAAGGCAGCUCCCCAGGCAGUCAGCGCCCUGGAACGUCUCGCCUUCCAGCCCUACUACGAUCAACGGCCCACCUCGGGCUUCACCUUCAAUACCAACAAUACUCACAUACCCGCCUCGGCAGCCGUGGAAAUGCCGGAACGAACUUGGCAGGAUUGCGUGAUGAACACGCUCCACGUGGACGCAGCAGCAGCAGCGGCGGCGGCAGCCGUGGCUUCUUCUACACCAACCUCGGGAACAGGGACAUCAUCAUCGGCUGAUGGCGAUGAGAAUGAGCAGAAUAAACCGCCGCAGCAGGAUUCCAAGCAACUGGUGCAGCAGCAGAUUCAACAGCAUCAGCAGCAGCAGCAACGUCAGAAGCUCUGGAAUUUCGUGGAUCCCAUGCAAAAGGCGCCCUGCAUAUGCACAAACGCCCAAAGCAGCAGCAGCAGCAGUAGCAACAGCAACAGCAACAUUAGUAAUAUCAGCAGCAACAAGCGACAACAGCAACCGCUGGGAUCGCCGGCACUGCGGGCAGCAGUUACCGGUGCCAGUGGCAAUAAGUCGUCGUCGUCGUCUGCUUCAUCGUCAUCCUCCUCGUCGUCGUCGUCGUUGUCCUACCAGCAACAUUACCACCAGCAACAUCUACAGCAGCAACAGCAACAGCAGCGACCGGGAACACCUGUGCCGCCGGCAGCAGCAGCGGCGGCAGCAACAUCGCAUCAUUCCAGUUCCCUGAGCAACACUUCCGCCUCCAAUUCUUCCGCGACCUCCGCUCUGCGGCGCCACAAUGUGCCGUUCCACAAGCGGUUGCUCCAUUCGCUGGCCUCCACCGCCGCCACCUCCUCCACGGCCUCCAACUUUCGGGGCAAAAACCACAGCAACACCACAACAGACACCAAUAUACCAAAACAAAGACACCUGGCGAAUACACCUCAUGGAACGCCGCAUGGUGGCGCCUCGACGUACUCCCGGAAUUCCGUGGGCGGCGACUCCUCGAUGCCGGUGGCCUCCGUGGAAUCACCGGCCACACCUGCUCCCUCUCCGCAUCCCAAUUCGGCGCACUCGCAACCGACAUCCGUGCCGGCCGCUGAGCAACUACUCAACAUGAGUCCCCAUGCGCCCACUUCCGUUUCCAAUCUUCAACAGCCGCCCACGCCCAUUGAUCAUCUGCUGGACAAGAAUACACCGGCGCCGACGCCAACGGAUCAGCACGACAAUAAGAGCAUCACGGCCUCGCCUUAUGUCCACCAGACGCCCAGCGUGGAGCCGCCCUCUUAUACGGAUCAUGCGGCCGGCGGAGGAGGAGGAGCAGUGGGUCAAUCCAUGGGCACUGGACCAGGUAGUGUGCCCGCCCAGCAACCGGCCACGCCCACAGCAGCAACGUCGGCUGGAGGAGCUUCGAAUGCCGCUGGAGGGGGAGGAACAGUGGGAACUAUAAGUGUGAAGAAGCUUGAAAUGCAGCAACAGCAGCAGCAGCAGACUCCUUCAGCGGCAGCAAUGGUUAUUAAACAGGAGCCGGGUGCUCAAGGACGGGGGACAGGAGCGGGUGUCACCUCCACCACGGAGGCGAUGAACAACCUGAGGCGCUUGUACAAUCCGCCCAAGCUGACGCUAAAGGAUCCGGACAGCUUCUAUGACGAGGAGUGGCUCAAGGAGGUCAUCUAUGACUUUCAGUACCAGGAAAACUGGGACUAUCUGACGGUGAAGCGACCGAAACUGGAUAAGCAACGUCGACCCAGGUAUGCCAAGAACCUGUACGAGGGCCACACGCACGUGAAGCCGCUGAUGCCAUCGCCGGGAUCAGUUUAUGGCUCGCAGCUGCUCUCGCUGGAUGUCUCAGCGACGUCAGCCGGCGUAGGAGGAGGAGGAUCGGCGGCGGGCAGUUCCAGCGGUGGAUUGGUUGGCAUCGCCAACAGCACAGCCAAUGGCAGUGAUGCCGAUGGUGUCGAUGGUGGCAGCAGCUUCUUCCAGGGAUUGGACAUUAAGACAGAGCCUGGUUUGCAUUCCCCCUCGUGCAAGGAGACCUCGAAAUCCUCCGGAGGCGGGGGCAACAGCAGCGGCGGCGGAAGCGGUGGCGGUAAUCUCUUCACCGCCGAGGGACUGAAUCCAUCGCUCAACGACCUGGAGCAGUUGUUUGAGACGAGCUCGAAUGAUGAGUGCAGCAGCGUGCAGAUUCACACGCCGCCCGAUUCCAAUAAUCCCUCGAAUGGCGGCUGCAGUGCUGUUACGAAUACGAUCGAGGACCUCAAACGGAGCACGGCUAUAAGCAGUGCGGCGGUGUUGGGAGCGGCAGCGGCGGCAGUUGCGGCAGCAGCAGCGUCAUCGGGAGCGGGCAAUAUCCAGGCGGAGGAUCUCACCAAGAUGUUCCCCACACCGCCGUCGCACGAGCAGCAGCACCCGAAUUCGAGUCCCUGCCAAACGGACGUGGUGAUGACGGAUCUCAGUGUGGACACCACCACAACCAGUAUAACCAGCAGUAGCAGUAGCAUCCCCACAACCUGCAACACCACCACCAUUACGAGUAGUAUCAAUAGCAGCACCACCACCGCAAACACGACAAGCAACAACAGCAGCAGCAGCAGCAGUAUUAUCCUGGCAGCCGUUCAAGCUCCCGUCACCACCGUGGUGGCAAUCCAGACGAGCUUCUCCAAGCUGGUGAAGCAGGAGUAUAACCUGGAGUUGGGCAGCCCCGUGGAGGAGCCCAUUGAUGACUGGAACUAUGUUUAUAGACCGCCGCAGCAGGAGAAAUUUGUGGGCGCCACGCGCUACGCUCCGCUGACGAACCUGCCCAGCAUGACGCAACCGCCGUUGACUUUGCCUCCGGGUUGCUUUUAUCAACCCACCUGGAGUAGUCACAAGUCCAGGGCAGCCACCUUGGCCAAAGCGGCGGCAGCGCAACAGCAGCAGCAUCAAAAGCAUCAAGCUCUCCAGCAGCGCAUUCAAUUGCAUCAGCAAAAGUUGCAGCAGCUACAGCACCAACAUCAUCAGCAGCAACAGCAACAAGCGGCGGCCGCAGCAGCAGCAGCAGCGGCGGCGGCGGCAGCGGGUGGAGGCCACCAGAAGCACCAGCAUCAGCAUCUCCAUGAUCUUUUGUCGGCGGCGCCCAGGACUCCUCUUACGCCCUCCACAGUUCCACAACCGCUGAGCAGUGGCGGCAGUCAGUUGCUGUUGAAUCAGUUGAAUUGCCCACAGGCGCCGCCCGGCAGCUCCAUGCAGCAACUGAUGCACCGCGCGGGAAUGUCGCCCAUUUCGCCGGGUCCCGGAAUGGCUGCCUAUGCCGCCCGGAGUAGUCCCAUGUCGAGGGCGACGCCCACGCAUCCGCCACCGCCAUAUCCCUACGAUUUGGCAGUGGCCAGUCCAGCUACCUCCACGUCGUCCUACUUGAACCGGCCACUCCACUCGCAGGAGCAUCCGCAUGGAAUGCAUGGAAUGGGUGGAGGAGUUGCCAUGGGUCACGGAAACGGAGGAGCUGGCAGUCACAUGGGAAUGAUGCCCUACACUGGCGAUGCGGGCAUUGCCAGUGGUGGUGGCGGAACAGCGAUGACAGCCGCCGGACCCGCGAGUCUCCUCCAGGAGCUACCGGAAGUCAACUCUGUCCUGGUCAACAUCCUCCUCUACGACACCGCUUUGAAUGUCUUCCGGGAUCACAACUUUGAUAGCAGCAGUGUGUGCGUGUGCAAUGCGGAUACGCAGAAGAUUGGCAAUAUUCGGGGAGCGGAUUCGGGAGUUUAUGUACCAUUGCCAGGUGUUAGCUUCAAUCCGUUUCCUUCAGCAGGAGGUGCAGCUGGAGGAUCUGGAGGAACUGCAGCUGGACAGCGGAUGCCGAAUGGACCCAGUUCCGCUGGUGGCUUUGGCGGCAUGCGGAUGAUCAGUGCCUUUGGGGGCUCGCCGGCCUCCGCCUCGAUGCCCGGAGCUGGCUCCGGACAUGGUCACGGCCCGAACGGCGGCUCCAACUCGUCAUCCUGCACGCCGCCCAGCAGUAAUCCCCACAUCACCGGCUAUGUGGACGACGAUCCGGUGGAGUGCACUUGCGGCUUUAGCGCCGUCGUCAAUCGGAGGCUCUCGCAUCGCGCUGGACUCUUCUACGAGGAUGAGGUGGAGAUCACGGGCAUAGCGGAUGAUCCGGGCAGGAAUAAGCAGCCCACGUUGUUGAGUAUCAUCCAGAGUCUCAGCCGGAAGAACCAGAUUAAGCAGCAGGGAUCGGGAGAGACGAGUUCUGCUUUGGAGAAAGUAGGACCACAACUGGAGCAACUGACGCAUGCGGUCUUCGAUCUGCUCUUGGAUCAAUGCUCCAUCAUCCAGACCUCCAGUAGUUCCGUGCACAGAGCCCUGCAGGCGCAUCGGCGACGAAUGUCCCGCCAGCGGAGGAUCUUUGGCACCAAUGGAGCGCCCACCGCCUCGUUGGCAUCGAUUGCAAAUGUCCUGGAGUUUAUGGACGCCCAUGACAAUAUCAGUUUGGCUCUGGAACAUGCGAGACUGGCCUUCGAGAACCAGCGGAUGGACAAUAUGAUGGACUUUCAUGGCAACGGUAGCAGUAGCUCGCAUCAUCAGCAGCAGCAACAACUGACGGCCUUUCAUGCACCGCCACCUGCAUUGCGUCACAAGCUGGCGGCGAUUGGCGCUGGUCGGCUGACGGUGCACAAGUGGGCAUAUCUGCCGGUGGGUUUCACCCGCAGCAACAAGGAGAUUGUGCGCACCAUGAAUGCAAUACAGCCGAUGCUGCAGAAUGCCUUCCACUGCAAGUCGAGGGGAGGAUCGGGCUCGAAGGAUGCCAGUUCGUAUAAUACGGUUAGUGGACCGCUCACCUGGCGGCAGUUCCAUCGCCUGGCGGGUCGUGCAUCCGGACAAUGCGAACCGCAACCCAUUCCCUCGGUGGUGGUGGGUUACGAGAAGGAUUGGAUAUCGGUGGCCCCACAUUCCAUCCACUACUGGGAUAAGUUUCUCCUGGAACCGUACUCGUAUGCCCGGGAUGUGGUCUACCUGGUUGUUUGUCCGGAUAACGAACAUGUAGCCAGUUGUACUAGGAGUUAUUUCCGGGAAUUAAGUAGCACCUAUGAGAUGUGCAAGCUGGGCAAACACACGCCCAUUCGUGGAUGGGAGGGCAUCCUCCAGGUGGGCGCUGCUCGCAACGUUCAAACCGAUCGGGAAACAACUCCAUUGGAUGACUGGUUGAGAACUUUAGAGCACGCUGCUCUAGCGGAGCAAAUCCGUCGCUAUGCAGUGGCCUUCAUUCACCAACUGGCUCCCUAUCUCAGUAAAGUGCCCAACGAUAAGACGCUGCUGAAUCCGCCAGAUGCCUCGGGCAGUUCCAAUUCCAAGGGAGGCAGCUCCUCGAAUAGCUCUUCAGUCAGUGGAUUGCCUGGCGGGGAUUUACCCACGGAUAACAUCAAAUUGGAACCGGGUACAGAGGCGCCGCCAGUUCAGCCGAUGGAAGCCAGCGAAAUUAAACAGGAAGCGGGCGCGGGAAAAGUAGGAGCCUCCUCGGCAGCAGGGGAUACCAAACCCGCUCUCAUCCUGGGCGAUCCCUUGGGCAUGGGCGAGACUUUGGAAGACAUCAACCCAUCAGCUAUUGUCCUCUAUGUGGUCAAUCCCUUUACCUUUGCCUCGGAUAGCUGCGAACUUGAGCGACUUGCUUUGAUUGCCCUUCUUCGCUGCUACGCGGAGCUCCUGAAAGCCGUUCCCGAUUCGGUGCGCGCCCAGAUGAACAUACAGAUUAUAUCGCUGGAAUCGGUAAUGGAACUGGGACCGUGUGGCAAUCGAAAGCGCUUCUCCGAUGAGAUUAGAUGCCUCGCUUUGAACAUCUUCUCGCAGUGCCGGCGGCACUUGGUGCACGCGCAGUCGGUGAAAAGUCUUACGGGCUUUGGGACGGCGGCCAAUAUGGAGGCCUUCCUCAAGACCAAGGACGAACCCAAUCGCCGGGCCUACAAGAUGUACACGGCUCCCUUUGUUCUGGCGCCGAUGCACGAGAGGAACGACAAGACAGACUUCUCCAGAUCGGCGGGCAGCAUGCAUGGCCAGAACGAGCAUCGUUACUCGGUGAUGUAUUGCAAUUACUGCCUGAGCGAAGAUCAGGCUUGGCUAUUGGCCACCGCCACCGAUGAGCGGGGCGAGUUGCUCGAGAAGAUCUGCAUCAAUAUCGAUGUGCCGAAUCGGGCGAGACGAAGGAAAGCGCCCGCUCGCUAUGUGGCACUGAAGAAGCUGAUGGACUUCAUCAUGGGCAUCAUUUCGCAGACAUCGCAGAUGUGGCGUUUGGUCAUUGGUCGGAUUGGAAGGAUUGGGCACAGUGAACUGAAGUCGUGGAGCUACUUGCUCAGCAAGCAGCAACUCCAGAAGGCCUCCAAGCAAUUCAAGGAUAUGUGCAAGCAAUGUACACUGAUGUAUCCACCGACUAUUUUGAGUGCCUGCCUGGUGACUUUGGAACCCGAUGCCAAGCUGCGCGUGAUGCCCGAUCAGUUUACGCCGGAUGAGCGCUUCUCACAGAUCUCCAUGCAGAAUCCGCUGGCCACGCCGCAGGAUGUGACCUGCACCCACAUCCUGGUCUUUCCCACCAGCGCCGUCUGUGCGCCCUUCACCCGCCAAUUCCAGAAUGAGCCGCAAGUAGAUGACGACUUUCUCACCUUCGAGGAGGAGGGCAACGAGGACUUUAGCGAUGCGGACAUUGGCGAUCUCUUCUGGGGAGACACUCACAUAGACAGGGUCUCCAAUCAUGGUAGUCCGGGACGCAUGGAUGACAACCGCAGCUGGCAGAGCGCCGGUGGCAAUAACUUCAAGUGCACGCCGCCCCAGGAAGUGGAGGAGGUUGGUUCUCUAAACCAACAGCCAAUAUCAGUGGGCUACAUGGUGAGCACGGCGCCAACGGGCCGAAUGCCCGCCUGGUUCUGGUCCGCCUGUCCGCAUCUCGAGGACGUGUGCCCCGUGUUCCUGAAGACGGCCUUACACCUCCAUGUGCCCAGUAUACAGUCGGCCGACGAUAUACUCAACUCGACCAAUGCCCAUCAGUCGGCCAACGACCAUCCGCUGGACUCGAUUCUCACCGCGGAUGUGCUGCGCUUCGUCCUCGAGGGAUACAAUGCCCUCUCCUGGCUGGCCCUCGACUCCAACACCCACGAUCGUCUCUCCUGUCUGCCCAUCAAUGUCCAGACGCUGAUGGAUCUGUACUAUCUGACGGCUGCCAUAGCCUAAGGUCCGGGAUCUCAGAUCUGAGGAUCACUUCAAAACAUAUAACAUAACAAAAUCAAUCAAACGCAGUCGCAUGCUUCCGUUUGCAGAACUUCCACUAGCUAUAUCAACCUCAAAGAACAGCGAAAUAGAGAGAACCGAAACAGAUCUAAAAAUCAGAAUCAACACCAAGCAACCAUCAAUCGAAGUUAACAACAGAAUCCAAAAACACCAACAGAACAACAAGAGCAAUAGCAGCAGUUAACGCAACGCACAGAUUACUUAGCAUAAUCAACAUGAAAACAAAACAGAAAACAUACAAAGAUCACCGAUGAGAGCGGCGGAUAGGAUAUAUAAACUUUAUCGUCUACCGAUAAGUCUUGAACAGCAACAGCAUUACUAUUUAUUAAUCGUCGAGAAUUUGUAAAAGUGUCAAGUGCAAGAAUUGUUUGUUUAAUUUUAUUUUUUUUAUACAUAUACAUAGGCUGGCGCGUUCGAUUAGUGUUUAAUAUUUAUAAAUAUACAAAAACCGAGGAGGAGCGAAUGAGAAAGUAGCGAAAAACCAACAACAAACAACCACACACAUGUAGGCAUAUAGGUCAUAUAUACAAUAGCCGAGUGGCGAUGAAGCGAGAGUAACAUAUUUAGCUUAAGUAACAAAGUUUGUACAUAUUUACAACCAAUUCGCCGUAAGCAGCAACAGCAGCAGCAACAACAAAGCAAAACAGAAGUGUAAUUAUACAAUUAGUAAUUAGUUUACAACAAAUUGAGAAGGAGAGGAGGAGGAGACCGUAUUUAAAUCUAAUAAAUUAAAUCAAUAAAUUGUGUAAAUUUUUGUGCAAAGCGAGAAUUAGUUUAAAUUUAAAUUAUACAAGAAGAAAGUGUAAAAAAACCAACCCCAAACACCCAACACACGCAUUAAACGCCCCCACACGAUGGAAACAAACAAAACAUAUAAUUAACUGAAACGGUAUACUGUAAAUUGCAUAUAUAAAAACUAUAUAUAUCUGGACGCCAAGCGCAGAUGUUGAAGGACGACGAGUAGGAGUAAGAGUAAGAGGAGGACGAGGACAGGUUUAGAGUUAGGAUGAGCGUUAGGAAGAGUUUUAAUUUCGUGUUUUUCGUGUGUUUUUUGUUGUCUCUUGUAUUCGUAUAAUCCUAGGGAAACAUUUGUUCUUCACACACAGAUACCGGACACAACCCGCAAACAAAAACACACACACACACACACACCACUCACAUAGCCAAUUUUCUAAUAAUGAAAUACUUAAACGAAAAUGUGUACAAAUUAAUAAUAAUGCUUGUAAAGAACGGGAAAGCUUUCUACACUCACCAACAGCCCAACAACAACCACAAUUGAUUUUGCACGUUGAAACGAUUUUCGCUAGGCUUAAGUUUAAAACAAAAUCAAUUAAGUAAACAAAAAUGGAAAACAAUUAUUAAACAAUGAAAUUAUUUUUACCUGUGUAUUUUAAUUAGCAUAAAUUGUGUAAACAACAAAACCUACGAUUACAAAGACGUUUUCUAGUAAUUAUCAACACCAACAUAAAACACACACACUACACCCCCAACAUGCAUAUCUUUUAAGUAGUUUCGAUUUCAUUUAGUAUUCUAUUAUUUGUGUAAUAAACCGAACUUAUUUGCAAAUCUGA
Molecule: messenger RNA, 10745 nt
Organism: Drosophila takahashii
Lineage: Eukaryota; Metazoa; Arthropoda; Insecta; Diptera; Drosophilidae
Source: RefSeq, a predicted model, not a curated record